AUGGGAGCCUACCUGAGUCAGCCCAUCACAGAAAAGGAGACUGCAGAGGGGGAGAACGAGCUGUUCCGUUAUGGAGUCGCGGCCAUGCAGGGCUGGAGAAUGGACAUGGAGGAUGCGCACUCCACCGUCCUGAGGGUGGAGCCGAGCAGCGAUGCUGGGAUCUUUGCGGUAUUUGAUGGACAUGGUGGCAAGGAAGUCGCAAAGUAUGCGGCAGUGCACGUGCCCCAACUGGUGGUAGAGUCAGAGGGGUACAGAGGGGGUCAGACUGCCCUCGCACUCUCCCAAGCCUUCCUCGCGGUGGAUGACCUCCUGGUGCUGCCAGAGCACAGGGAGGAGCUCAAGGCACUGCGGGGUGGCGACAAGGAGGAGAAGCAGAAAACGCGACGCGGUGAGGAGGAGCCCAUGGUAAUCAAUGGCGGCAGCCUGCCCGACCACAUCCUGGAGGCGCUGGGCCUCACGGCCGAGUCCGGGGUGUCCAUCCGCCUGGUGCGGAAUGGGGCCCGGGGCCUCAUGGGCGAGGGCGGGGAGGGUCCCCUGAGCAGCCAGGACGCCGCCAAGGUCAAGGCGAAGCGAAAGCGGGUGGAGGCCGCCGCCGCAGCAGCCCUGCGGAGGUCGGGGCCCAGCGCGGCCCAGGAUGCGGAGACCUCCUCGGGCGACACCGGCGCCGUGGGGUCGCCCUUUGACGCCGAUGCCGACGCGCUGCCCGUGCUCGCCCCCUCUGCCGCGGAGGAGGAGCUGCGCGUCGCGGCGGUGGUCGAGGACGGCGCCUCCCCGCAGCCCGACACGCCCUCCGAGCAAGGGGAGGGCGAGUACCUGGGCCCCACCGCCGGCUGCACCGCCGUUUGCGCCCUGGUAAAGGCCGGCGUGCUCACGGUCGCCAACGCCGGCGACUCGCGCUGCGUGCUCUCGCGGGGGGGGGUGGCGCUGGCCAUGACCCAGGACCACAAGCCGGACGACCCCGCCGAGUACGCCCGCAUCAUCAAUGCCGGAGGCUUUGUGGCCGACGGGCGGGUGAAUGGGUCCCUGAACCUGUCCCGCGCCCUGGGCGACAUGGAGUACAAACAGAGCAAGGAGAUGGGUCCGGAACACCAGGCGGUGACUGCGGUGCCAGAGGUGAGGACGGAGACCCUGCAGGCUGGGGACGAGUUCCUCAUCCUGGCUUGCGAUGGCAUCUGGGACGUCCUCACCGUGCAAGAGGCCGUCGACUUCGCGCGAGAGCGGCUCUUGAGUGGGAAGACGCCCAGGGAGGUGUGCGAGGCGAUGUGCGAUCAUUGCCUGGCCCCCGACACUGACAAUUGCGGCAAGGGAUGCGACAACAUGAGCGUGAUAGUUGUGGUCCUGAAAGACUAUGGCUUCCCAGAGACACUGGCCGCGGCGAGGGCCGCCGCUGCCACCAAUGCCUGA
Messenger RNA from Auxenochlorella protothecoides, 1404 nucleotides. RefSeq names its product putative protein phosphatase 2C 21. Gene Ontology annotation, biological process: protein dephosphorylation. The record is from RefSeq and is a predicted model, not a curated record. Gene Ontology annotation, molecular function: protein serine/threonine phosphatase activity; cation binding. The transcript is spliced from 11 exons. The coding region runs from base 1 to 1404 and encodes 467 amino acids. Lineage: Eukaryota; Viridiplantae; Chlorophyta; Trebouxiophyceae; Chlorellales; Chlorellaceae.